Molecule: messenger RNA, 4335 nt
Organism: Papilio xuthus (Asian swallowtail)
Lineage: Eukaryota; Metazoa; Arthropoda; Insecta; Lepidoptera; Papilionidae
Gene: hwt
Product: SH2 domain-containing adapter heavyweight
Exons: 8
Coding region: 375-3815 (1146 amino acids)
Molecular function (GO): phosphotyrosine residue binding
Source: RefSeq, a predicted model, not a curated record
GUCUCGCUCAAUGUGAUGUCAAAAAAUGAAUUAUUUUCCCAUCUUAUUCACUUAUUACAUUGUUGAUAUCAAUGAUUUUUGAUGUUUUAUAUUGCCUCCAAACAUCGUUCCGCGUUAAGUGCGCGUUUGAGACGUAAAUGCAUAAAAAUCUAUGCUAGUACCACAAGUGGUGUAUCGUAAAGACAAUGAAAAUGUUUCCGUGAUCGGAUGAUUUAUUUGCUGUAAAUUUAUUUACGUGUUAAAACAAAUCGGUGCAAAAAAUAUUUGGAUUCAAUUAUUAAAGUGACUUAGUGUAAGUGCAGAGAAGACGUCUCGCGUCAAGAUAGAUUAAGGAUCGGAGAGCAACAUAAUGGGAUGACAGGAAAUACAGAUUCAUGGAAAAGGUUUGGCGCCGAGUCGGUCUCCAUUCCUCCCGCAAGAAAAGGGAUGGAAGUGGAACGAGUCGAGAAGUGACGUCAUCGGCUCCCCCGGAGGCUGAGUACCAGAAUAUCCACACAUUAAGAACUGCGGAUUUGAUACGGCAGCGGCAGGGUGAGGAGAAGUCUACACUUCGUUCCUCUUACAUAAUAAGGAACGGGGACAACUUCAUCUUGGUGGAGAGGCGACGACGGCGGCGGCGCAGGAGCGGCACGCGGGCGUCUUCCGGCAGCCGGCACCACACGCCGCCACUUGAAGACAAUGCCCGUGCAGAACAGAAGCGGCGGCCGCCAGCUAAACUGAAGUUAUUCGGCAUACAAUGGCCCUUGCACUCUAGUGAGACAAGACAUACGUCGAUAGCCCGUCGGUUCUGUCGCGGCCGUCGCUCACGGGACGACAACGAGCUCUACCGAUCCAACAGCUUCAAGUUUGAACGGUUCACGCGAGAGCCUGCAGCUGAAGACCUCUCUUCCAGCUCACAGGCGGCGCUGUGUGCAGACUACAGCGUGCCCGUGGACUGCGUGGCGGCCGGGCCGGCGCCGAGACCAAGCUCGUUCCACGAGAUAUCUGCUCCUAAAGUUGAAUUCUUGGAAGCAUAUUGCACACCGAAAGACACAGCACGCCGGUCGCCACCGCGCGGCAGGCGGUCACGGGAGCCGCGCCGAUCACCAGACGCCACCCAAUGGCGGCACGAGGCCCGCAGACAGCACGACUUCGAGUCUAGCCGGAGACCGUACGACUACGGCUCAGGUAGACACUACCGAGAGUACGACGACGAUUCGGCCCGACGGCCGGCCUUUGACGCGGAAUCGGCGCGGCGUCGCGCCGACUACGAAUCGGCCCGACGAACCGAUUUCCACCUAUCCACGCCUGGUGCGCGGCGCAGCCCGGAGAGCGCGCCUGAGGGAUCAGUAGACUCCCCACCGGAGCCUGCGCCCUCCGCUCCCCUCAGACAGGAUAGGCAGUCGUGCCAUCGCUCACAGCCAUACUACGAAUCUGAAUCAUCUUCGGGUGAUCGAUCUACGACAACAGACGACGAGGAAGAGUUUGGAGAGUUCGACCCAUUCGCGACCGCACCGUCCUUGCAUUCGCCUGACAGCGGCCGCUCGGACCCUCGAUACGCCAACGCUCCCCGGAGGAACCCCAGCCCCUAUUACUACGGCGAUCUGUUCAAGACAGCAGCUCCGCCACCGGCCCCAUCGGCCCCCACAACAGCAUCAUCUCGAGGUUCUCGGUACAGGAAGUCAGCCAGUCUAGACGCGCCGCACGUCGCUCCCCGCCCAACAUUACCCAAGCGUUUUUCUGUGGCCGAGGAUGGCUUUCGCGAGCUAGAUCGCUCGUCCUCCUCGUCGGGUGAGGGCGCGUGGAUGCCACCGCGGCGGCGCGGGCGCGACGCGGCCGGCUGCGCGUGCGCCGCGUCCGAACAUGUAGAGGAGCGGGCGUCACGCAGCGUAUUCUACGUACCGGCGCCACUGCCGCGCUGGCCACAAGAGAUGACUGCACGACAGAUAUACGAGACGGCAUUCGACUGCAAAGUCGCGCGCUCCGACGAUGAUCUCGACGACUUCGACCGCGUCAGCAACCACCCAGCGCUGCUGCAGGCGGAGGAGCGCAAAGUUAUCUCCUCCGCCUCGUCCGCCUUCGAGGCAGUAGAGCGCGGCGAGCCUGAUUUCAAGGGCCGGCGCAAAGUCACCAUGAAGACUGACAGCGUUCGUCGUUCCAAAAUACCGACGAUACGUCAAAAGAAAGAAAACGAGAAUAACGCGAGUGCCCUGUCCGAAGAACUAGAAAAGGUCCACAUAGAGGAGGAAGGUCGGAAUUCAUCAAUUUCACAACUCCCUCUCCGCGGAUAUACUCCAUCGCCUCCGUCGACGGCACCGCUCCCGACUAAAUUUCAACAAAAAGACGGAUCUGCAAUGAACAGUAUCAAAAGUGCCCCAAACUUACCACAGUCGCAACCGGCGCAUCCUCGGCUGAAGGACCUGAGGCUGCCGGUAAAGUCGCUGCGUGGACGCGACACGCCGCCCAGCAGUGACGUUAGUAUGGCUGACGUGAAAGGGUCGGGCUCUACGGACCUCGACAUCGGGCAGCGGCUGAGAGACUCGAGCCGCGAGUCGCGAGAAGGCGACGACGAGAGAGCGCAAUCUAAAGACGGUAUUUUUUUAGAGAUUAAGGGUCGACCCACUUCCGAUUCCGACACGUCAAAGUCGAAUCGGUACACGGGGCCAAAGGGGGUCGGCCCUAUAAUGGAAUUCAAAGGAAGGCCGAGCGUGGCCCGCCCGAGGAGGAAGUACUCGAGCACGGAGAGUAUGGCCACCAGCAGUAGCGGCGGCAGUAUGGAGUCGCUGCGUAGCAGCAACAGCGAGGGCGACCGGAGCACCACCAGCUCCGAGAGCCGACACUCCUCCUCGCUCAGCUCGCACAGCUCCGACUCGGGAAACGUCCCCUUCACCAAGUCGCUGCAUCACAUGCAGCUCUCGGGGUUUGGGCAUCACCCGACCAAGUUACACAUUCUGAGCCCUAUAUCGGAUAAAUCGUCGCAAGAGCCCGGGUCGGAGACCUCGGACAAUAACAAAAACAACAAUUCCCAAAAAGUGUCUCCCGAGGACUUAGAGACGGGCAAUGCAUCGUUAAUGACUACCGACAUCGCUCCGAAAAUUAAACGCCGUGCGUUACAGAACAAGAAUUUAUUAAAUCUCUCGUUCAGGCAUUCUGUUGCGGGAGAUACAGAGAUCCAGGGAUCCGACAGUGGUAUAUCGAUACAUUCGCGUGAAGGCGUUGAUUCACGAAACGCGUUCAUUAAUUUCAAGAACAGCAGUAGCGUUGAAGAGGAGAAGAAGAACGAUGACGUGGACCUGUCUGACCUGCCAUUCGACAUGCCCAAGUUGCGUCGGCGGCGCGCCGAGGCCGAGGUGGACCUCAGGACGUUGCCCUUCGACAUGCCGAAGCUUCGCCGCAAGCUGCGCGGACAGUCCCUGCAGCUCAACAAUGAUUUUGGAGAAGCCAUUUCCAAUGCUUCUUCCAGCCAGAGCGUUCAGGAUUUGAAUCAAGGUGAGUUACAUUAUUUCACACACAAUAGAAAAGACUCACUGGAAAUAAGAAACUUUUCACAUAACUUAUCUGCCGAAGGUUUGCUGAGAGAUGCCAACGAAGGCGUAUUCCUCGUCAGGAACAGCGAAUCUGCAAAACACGAUUAUUCUUUGAGUUUAAAAUCGACUCGUGGGUUUAUGCACAUGCGCAUCUGCCGAGGCGCGGAGGGCUACACGCUGGGCGGUGCGGCGACAGCCUUCCCCAGCGUGCCGGCCUUACUGCGGCACUACGUCACCGCACAGCGGCUGCCAGUGCGCGGCGCAGAACACAUGGCCCUCUCCACACCGCUGCCUGCUGUCCUACUGUAAGAACACGCAGGAGUACGUGUAGUCUACCGAAAGCUGGUAGCACCAUGUUCUGGAAGCAUCAUGCCUGAGUUUAGCCACACCGCAGUUUGGUAACCAUUGGUUCUGUGACCACGUUCGCAUCGAAUCCAAGCGAUUCUAAUCCUUAUUCAAUAGUGAUUAAGUGUGAUAUGCAACGGUUAUUACGUAUUCGUAUUUAUAUUUAGCUUUUAGAUAACCCAGUGAAUAUUACCAAAGAGUAUUUAGUGUAGUAACAAAAUGUGUACUUUAGUUGCGAUAUAAUUCGUUUUUUUCUAGUCCUGAAUAGCAGCAAAAUAAUAUAUCGAUGUUGUUUUAGCACGUGUAAUCAAUGUUCGCUUAUCGAUGAUAAGCUGUAGGAUUCAAGGCGAUUGUCUUGAAUCUUUGAGAAUUUGAUAACUAUUGUCUACAGUUUUCAUAAGAACAAUGUUAUAAUGCUCUAUAAAUUUGACAUAAUAAUUAACUAAUUUUUAUGACAUUAAUUGCCUAUCGUAUUUAAUUUAGA